Myotis brandtii (Brandt's bat) is the source of this 1740-nucleotide messenger RNA. It is a transcript of the gene PPT1, whose product is annotated as palmitoyl-protein thioesterase 1. The record is from RefSeq and is a predicted model, not a curated record. Bases 11 to 811 code for a protein of 266 amino acids. Gene Ontology annotation, molecular function: palmitoyl-(protein) hydrolase activity. Gene Ontology annotation, cellular component: lysosome. The transcript is spliced from 9 exons. Lineage: Eukaryota; Metazoa; Chordata; Mammalia; Chiroptera; Vespertilionidae. Gene Ontology annotation, biological process: protein depalmitoylation; receptor-mediated endocytosis; nervous system development.
CUGGCACGGGAUGGGAGACAGCUGUUGUAAUCCCUUAAGCAUGGGUUUUAUCAAAAAAAUGGUUGAGAAGAAAAUACCUGGAAUUUACGUCUUAUCUCUAGAGAUUGGGAAGACCCUGAUAGAGGAUGUGGAGAAUAGCUUCUUCUUGAACGUCAAUUCCCAAGUAACAUCAGUGUGUGAGAUUCUUGCUAAGGAUCCUAAAUUGCAGCAAGGCUACAAUGCUAUGGGAUUCUCCCAGGGAGGCCAAUUUCUGAGGGCAGUGGCUCAGAGAUGUCCCUCACCUCCCAUGAUCAAUCUGAUCUCAAUUGGGGGACAACAUCAAGGUGUUUUUGGACUCCCUCGGUGCCCAGGAGAGAGCUCUCACAUCUGUGACUUGAUCAGAAAAACACUGAAUGCUGGGGCUUACAAUAAAGCUGUUCAAGAACGGCUGGUACAAGCAGAAUACUGGCACGACCCCAUAAAGGAGGACAUGUACCGCAACCACAGCAUCUUCUUGGCAGAUAUUAAUCAGGAGAGAGGUGUCAAUGAGUCCUACAAGAAAAACCUUAUGGCCCUGAAGAAGUUUGUGAUGGUGAAAUUCCUCAAUGAUUCCAUUGUGGACCCUGUGGAUUCUGAGUGGUUUGGAUUUUACAGAAGUGGACAAGACAAGGAAACCAUUCCCUUACAGAAGACCACUCUGUACACACAGGACCGCUUGGGGCUAAGAGAAAUGGACAAUGCAGGACAACUAGUAUUCCUGGCUGUAGAAGGGGACCAUCUUCAACUGUCUGAAGAAUGGUUUUAUGCCAACAUCAUACCCUUCCUUGAGUGAAACCUUUGCAACUUGCUCCAGAGCUCAGGGAGCCCCCAGCACUUCCAAACUAGUGAAGACUGUUCCCUUCAUGCCCAAGCCGGAGCACAGGUCCAGCUUGCAACUAACCCUUUUCUCUAGUCAUCAUCUAACAUGACCUACUUAGGAAGAUCUAAGAUCCAAAUCUUAUCCUUUGCCUCAUCCUAUCAGCAUAUGGUGUUGAAUGCAAGUUUAAUUAGUUAAUAACCACAGAGAUUAUUUUACAACCAUUUGAUGUAGUCAAGCUGUCUCAGGAAAUAGUCUGCUGCAAGUCAGUGCCAGAACUGUGCCCAGGCCCAGAAGAGACUGAACUAAAACAGUGACAUAGAUUCUGAGGGCAAACAUCUUUCUCACAUAAAUCUAGCCACAUUUCAAGCCAGAAGGCCAAUACCUAGGCCUGAGGUAGUCACAGACAUGCUUUCUGUUUUGCUGGUGGGGAUUUAACCAGUGCUUACAAGAGUAUUGCUUGAAUGUUGCUAUAUAAUCUAAGGCUACCCUCCUCUCCUUGAGUAUGUUUUCUUCUGUAGUGUCUAGCAAUUAGACAAAUUCUACUAACCCACCAUCUAGCUUCAGUAGCACUCUUGGUCUCCUCCGAUUGUGAUACAUUAGUUGCUGCAAUAAAAGGAGGGAAGUAACACCCGAUUGGAUUGUUUAAGCGAGGAAGUGUGGGUAUUGCUUAACUUAGAAAGGGAGGUGAAGAAAAAUGUAGAAAUGGAAAUGAAAACUGAGGAGGUGGCUGGUUCUUUCCAUCCUUAAUAUGUCAUCACAAUAUGACUAGUGGUCUGGAUUAAGUCACUCUAUUACUGGUAUUAACAGAGAAUGGGAGGAAAACAUGGAGAUCAGGCUAAUUUCCAUUAUAAAAAAACAUAUUUACUGGUACACUCCAAACUUGUUUAAGAUGUGUUCGGUGA